ACGUAUGCACAGUUUCAUGUGUGUAUUGGAAUUGGAGAGAUUUCACCCUCUCUCCGUCGAGAUGGAUUUCAGGUGAUUCUCUAAAAUUUGUGAAGUCAUAAAUUAUUCUUCUGUUCAAUAUUGUUGCGAUCUGCAAUGGAUGUGGUUAUUAUAUCGGAUGUCUUCCUCCUUGCCGCAGCUCCUCGUCUAAGAUUGGCAUACUGUGAAGCUGAGAUUGCAGAUUUCACGGCAUGUAUCUUGCAAUUCUCUAACUGUUUCAGUUUUAAGAAGAUGGGGAUAGCCGAUGCAAUUGUAGACCUUGUGGGCAGUGGAACAACUUCGAGAGAGAACAAUCUAAAAGAGAUUGCGGGUGGAGUCAUCUUGCAAAGUCAGGCGGUCCUUGUUGCUAGCAGGAAAUCAUUGACACAUUACUAUGCAAUAGUCAUAUGUGUACCGAAGAAGGCAUUUAUGAGUCUGUGCAGCAGCUGCGGGAGGGAUGACAACAGUGCAAAUGAUUAGCCAUAUUAAAGAUAACAAAGGUGAAUAGACAUGCAAAGUUAGAGUUGUUGAGAAGCGGAACAUUAGAGACUCGAGGUCCAGUCCAAAUAAGUAUAGACCUUAUGUAUUGCAAGAUCAUGAAGUAAGUGUUUUUAUAUCAUAAAUGAACUAAACAUAGAAUAUUACAAAACCAGGCUUUUGAUUAUGUUAAUUUGAUGUAUUUAUUUUAAAAUAAUAGGGCACGAAGGUUCUCACUAUGGUGAAUAGUGGAGACAUUGAUCAAGUUAAUCGAGUAUUGGAUAUCCAUAAAAUAUAUAAAAUAACAAAUGCUGCUAUGAUGCCGACUAAAUGCAUUGUCCCAUC
This is a messenger RNA of Cuscuta campestris, 840 nucleotides long. The record is from the annotation of a GenBank genome assembly. Lineage: Eukaryota; Viridiplantae; Streptophyta; Magnoliopsida; Solanales; Convolvulaceae.